AUGAGUCCCUUCUUUGUGAUGUCUCUCCUCUUUGGCCUGAUUUUUGGACAAGCAGCAUCACUGUGUGCUCCUUCUGAGUACACAAUCCACGUGGAGAAGCAGGAAUGUGCCUAUUGCCUGGCCAUCAACACCACCAUCUGUGCUGGAUUCUGCAUGACUCGGGACAGCAAUGGCAAGAAGCUGCUCCUCAAGAGUGCUCUGUCCCAGAACGUGUGCACAUACAAGGAGAUGUUGUACCGGACAGCGCUGAUCCCGGGCUGCCCUCUCCACACCAUCCCCUACUACUCCUACCCCGUGGCUGUGAGCUGCAAGUGUGGCAAGUGCAACACUGACUACAGUGACUGUGUCCGUGAGAGGGUCAGGACAAACUACUGCACCAAGCCACAGAAGCUCUGUAACCUGUAA
Molecule: messenger RNA, 405 nt
Organism: Agelaius phoeniceus (red-winged blackbird)
Lineage: Eukaryota; Metazoa; Chordata; Aves; Passeriformes; Icteridae
Gene: TSHB
Product: thyroid stimulating hormone subunit beta
Biological process (GO): G protein-coupled receptor signaling pathway
Cellular component (GO): cytoplasm; extracellular region
Molecular function (GO): hormone activity
Source: RefSeq, a predicted model, not a curated record